Messenger RNA from Punica granatum (pomegranate), 1748 nucleotides. Lineage: Eukaryota; Viridiplantae; Streptophyta; Magnoliopsida; Myrtales; Lythraceae. The record is from RefSeq and is a predicted model, not a curated record.
UGUUCGAAGCCCAAGUCAAGCCAGCCCCUCUCUCUCUCUCACACUCUUCUCUUUGCCUCUAGGGGAAGAAGAAGCCCUCUCAUUCGUGCAUACCAUAGGCUCUCUGCAACUUUGCAGCUCUUUCUUUUUCCUAUUACAAUUUUUCUCUGAUAAGAGGAUAGGAGAGGAAGAAGAAGGGGAAGGAAGUGAGAGAAUCUGCAGAUCAGAUCCUUCCCAAGGAAAAGGGGGAAAGAAAAUCUGCGAGAGCUCUUAUAAAAGAUCCUGAAAAAGAGAUAAAUCUGACCCAUAGAGCAAGAACUCAAAGAAACCCACUUUUUUUAUUUUUUAACGAAAAAACGUCAAUCAUCAUUAUCAUCAUCCUCUCUGUUUUCCUUUCCCAGAUUGUCUGCUUGAUAACCAUUCUCCACAUAUUGUGAGUGAGACACCGAGGCCGGAGACAGAAUCAGAGAUUGUUCCGUACAAGCAAGAAACAUCACCCCUUUCAUAAUAUGACAUAGACAUCCUUAAUAUCCGAAGCCGUACACUGAUUUCCCUCUCUGCUGAGGUAUCGUGUGAGAUAUAUAUAUAUAUAUAAGAGAGAGAGAGAGAGAGAGAGAGAGAGAGGAGUGAUGGAUUUUUGGCCGGAGUUUCUGGCGAGCAGCUGGGGGAAGGAGUUCGUGGCUGGUGGCUUCGGCGGGGUCGCGGGGAUUGUAUCGGGAUACCCUCUCGACACCCUCAGAAUCCGGCAGCAGAGCUCGGGUUCCGGUUCGAGCUCCGCCAUUAACAUCCUCAGGGGAAUCGUCCGGAAUGAAGGGCUGGCCGCCCUGUACAGAGGUAUGGGAGCUCCUCUUGCCUCCGUCACUUUCCAGAAUGCCAUGGUCUUCCAAAUCUACGCCGUCCUCUCUCAGGCGUUUGACACAUCAGUCUCGAUCAAGGACCCGCCGUCUUACAAGGGUGUCGCACUGGGAGGAGUUGGCACUGGGGCAAUCCAGAGCCUGAUACUCACCCCGGUUGAGCUUGUGAAGAUCCAGCUCCAACUGCAAGACCAGAACCGCCCCAAAACACAUCCAAUGUACUGUCAUAAGGGUCCGCUGAGCGUUGCUAGAAGCAUCUUCCACACAAAGGGUCUCCGAGGAAUGUACCGUGGAUUGGGGAUUACGGUCCUAAGGGACGCGCCAGCUCACGGGUUUUACUUCUGGACCUACGAGUAUAUGAGAGAGCAGUUCCACCCCGGGUGCAGAAAGAGCGGCCAGGAGAGCCUGAGGACAAUGCUGGUGGCAGGCGGGCUGGCGGGAGUCGCUAGCUGGAUCUGCUGUUACCCGUUGGACGUCAUAAAGACCCGAUUACAGGCCCAGUCUCCGCUUGCACCGCUGAAGUAUAACGGGAUUGUGGAUUGCCUGAGGAAGAGUGUGAGGGAGGAUGGAUAUGGGGUCCUGUGGAGGGGGCUCGGGACUGCCGUGGCCAGGGCAUUCGUGGUGAACGGUGCUGUCUUUUCUGCCUACGAGAUCGCCCUGAGAUGCUUGUUCAAUAAUGGCGAUCACGCUAGCAUUCCAACAGAAAAUGCGCUCUAAGUUUGGUAAUUGAUAAUAGCAGAAUCGGAGACUUCAAGUUGAAGUACUCGACUGACAAUGGAAGGAAGAAGAUUCGUCUUGAUUGUGCAGCUGCAGAACAUUGUUUACGUUGAUCUUGCUAUUAUUUUCUACAAUUCAUAUAGCCAUUUGGAUCAUAGGCGCUGAAGCAGUAAAAAUUAAUUUUGGACAUUUUUUCUA